GCCUUCACAUUUUAGCAACUGUUUUUCGACAGUAUUAAUACGUGUUUCUUCCACUGUUCUAUAGAAUUGAGUUAAGGCUAAACCAAAUAAUUUACCGCAUUUACUUUUACUUCUACAAUACUAUUGAGUGUUUAAGUUCUCAGGAAUGGUAGUGAUUUUCACUUUGUGAAGAAGAUAAAAGCCGUUUGAAGAGAAUGAUAUUUAGUCUAUUUCUUCAUACCAUCUUCUAAAGGCUUCAAUUUAUUAUUGUGGCAAUGUCAUCCGUAGCUAAUAACAUUAGUCGUUCGCAUGACAUAAAAGCUAUGCAUUUGGUGCAGCGAACUUUCUAAUGGGAACGAUCAAUUGUGACGACGGUACCAAAACAAAAUAUAAUCUACGAGAAAUUGCCAAAAUCAACCACAUAGCUAAGUUCGUAGUUGCUGGAAUGUUCGUGUGGCGAAGUUUUAGUAACGACCUACUAUAUAGGGGCUGAAGAAGCUAUAAGUAAGAAAAUGAAAACCCGAAUAACAAUGAAUUAGAGAUAUGGAUAAGUGUAUAUCUAUGAAAUCGGAACUCUUAGAUAUAUAAAAUUGCAGUGAUCGAACUCAAAUUAGAGUUAACACGUAGACGGUUUGUCGAGAAAUCUGCGGGCUGUGUACAUUCGCUUAUAUUCGGAGACAUGUUUAUCAUGUGCUUACACAGGAGCCAAUUUCGAUUAGUAGUUUGUUUUUGACAACAGCAAAGAUUAGUCACGUUUUUGUGUGUUACUCAAGUUUUGACUUUUGAAAGAAAUGGAUUAAAGAAUAUGUAUUAAGUUUUGCGUUAAAAAUGGAAUAAAGUGCUCCAAGGACUUGAAAUGUUGACUGUAGAGUUUGGUGAGUCUACUUUGUCUCAAAAAAGUGUUUAUAAGUAGCGCUUAACCGUUUUCACCAGAUUUGGCUCCCUACGACUUUUGCCUACUCCCAAAACUGAAGAAACCAAUGAAAGGAAAGCGUUUUGCCACAAUUGAUGAGAUUAAGUCAGAAUCGAGAAAGAGCUAAUGGCCAUACCGAAAAACGCAUUUCGCAGUGCUUCGAGAAUUGGAAAAAGCGUUGACACAAGUAAAUUAUAUCCGAGGGGGACUACUUUGAAGGGACCAAAAUAGAUAUUAAUGAAUAAAUAAGUACUUUUCAAAAAAUAAGUACUUUUGAAAAAAUUCAAAAUUCACCUUUUCCUAUGAACAUACCACGUAUAUGUAUGUAUGUACAUAUAAUGUGAAAUUCAAUCACGACAGAAUGUUUCCAUAAUAUGGGUGCGUUCGAGCUACGUAAUAAUUACAGCGGUACAGCAACUGUGUUGCAUAUUUUCUGAUACUCUGCUGAUGUGCAAACAAAAAUUGAAUGUUACCCAUUAUAUGCAUAAAUUGCGCACAAAAAGUGAUAGUAGAACGUAAUGCUGGUGCAAGUGUUGCCAGAAAUUCACGCAGAACGUGAUACUUUGACAAAUUUUGCAAAAGUGGUGUCGUGAUUGCCGUCUCGGUUGAUUAAUUUCAUAAUUUUAUUCUCCAAAAUUAUUGGUAAUAAAUAAGAUCUCUUUACAAUUUUAAGACAUCUAGGAUACUUUAAUGAGUUUAUACAUUUGACCCUGCUAUUCAUAAACACAUGUAUAAACUCAAUGAAGAUUUCUAAAUGUGUUACCGCUGAUGAGGGACAGAAAAUACUUUAUUUAUUUAUUUAUUUAAACGCCAAUCGGCAAUAUACAUAGAUAUAAUAAAGAAUUAAAGUAUUAUACAAAAGUGGCUAGGGUAUAUUUGUAUAAUAUCUGGAAAAUAUUAAAAUAAUUGUAAGUUAACAUGUAAUUCAGAGUUUAUUGAGCUGAGAAUAUUUUCAUUAUUGUUUUAUUUGACAAAAUUUGUUGCUUAUAUACUAUUUACAAAUCUUACUUAUCUAAUUAAAUAUAUAUGCAUCUGUGUAUGUUUGCAUGCAUAUCACAUGGGGUUGUUUCUAAGUAUACAACUCAAUACAUGUGUGUACACAAUGUUUAUGCUGCAUGAUAUGGUAUUGUUUUCAAGUGCCCAUGUGUAUUAUGGCGAACACGAAUACCAGAAGAAAUCAGAAUCGACGAUAAACUACCAGAAGCAUCUAGACAGCGAAUUCGUAGUUGCCAGAAUGUUCUAGUAGCGAACUUUUGUUAAAAAUUUACUAUAUAAGGGCUGCCGGACUGUGCAGCAGGGACAGUUCUAAUUAGAGUGUUGCCGUGCAAAGAGCAAUUAAGCUAUAAGCAAUAAGUUGUAAACUCGAAUAUCGAGCAAUAAGUGUAAAGUUGUUGGAAUAAAGAUAGGUGUAUAGCCAUUAAAUUGGACUUUUAUUUAACAAUCAGUGAUCGAACUCAUCAGUGAGUUACAGGUAGAUGAUUAUAUUAAGUAAAAUUGGCAAUUUUAUGAAAAUAUUUGGGAAGUCUAAUUAAUAGUUUAAACACAAUACGGACGACGACGAAUAUUCGUCGUACUCGGCGACGCCUUCAGACGGAUUUUCACAGAGUGUUGCCGCCGAGUAAAACACAAUACGGACGAUUUUAGUCGCAGCUAGUGUAUAUUCAGCGCUCAAAAACAUCACAAUAAAUGACGAAACCAAACAUAAACAAUUCAGACAAUUUCUUACAUUCUUUUUGAAAAUCCUUAAUAUUUUAACUCAAAAUACGACGAAUAUUCCAUCGAUAGUUAAAAUAAACGAUAGAUAGUGAGACGAAAAUAAAACUAUCGAUAGUACCAUCGAUAGUUUUGCAGCUCUAAUUCAGAGCAGUUUUUGUAAAUUUGGUAAUGAAAAUAAUCGUUCAAUGGAAGUAAUUAUUAAAAACUGUACAGACUCUCAGUCUUGGGAUGAGAGUAUGUUAAUUAAAUCCUACGGUGAAUGUGUAAAACUUGGUAACGAAGAUGUAGCAAAACGUAUAUCCAGUAACACCAAUAGCGGUGCAACAAAAAUAUUAAAAAAAGAGUCAAGUAAUUUAACUGAAUUUGAUGUGGGCGACUACGUUAGGUCCACUUACCCCGAUGAUGGUUGUGAUUAUGAAGCGAAAAUAUUAUCGAAGGACAAUUCUAAUGGAACAUGCUUGGUGAAAUAUAUUGGGUACAAUAACGAAGAAAUAGUUAAUCUAAAGGAUUUGUUACCGUCUUGGGGGAAAAAGUCACGACGUUUGCAAUUUCAACAGGUAAACACGCAAGGACGGGAAGAUCUUAACGGUAGUACUGUUAGUAGCAAAAAAAAAAUGUUAACUGAUGUUGUUCCCGCUCCUCCUCCUCUACCGCCUAUGGUAACACAAAGUAUUGGAGAUUCGGAACAUUUAUCAGCUAUGUUAAUGUCCUGGUACAUGAGUGGCUAUUAUACUGGUAUAUAUGAAGGCUUUAAACUAGCAAAACAAAAAAAAAAACUGAAUAAGUCUGAUUAGACCAUUAAUUAAAGUGUUAAAAUUAUAUACUGAGCUAUAUUGAAAUAAUAUGUUAAAUCUACAAAAGACCUAUUCCGUAUUUUUAACCAAAUCUUUACAUACAUAUGUGUGUUUAUAAAUGACAUGAAGACAAUGUAAACUAAAUAUAAAAAGUUGAAAUAAAGCAAUUUAAAGUCAAGAUCAAUAAGAAAA
Molecule: messenger RNA, 3594 nt
Organism: Bactrocera oleae (olive fruit fly)
Lineage: Eukaryota; Metazoa; Arthropoda; Insecta; Diptera; Tephritidae
Gene: Smn
Product: survival motor neuron
Biological process (GO): mRNA processing
Cellular component (GO): nucleus; cytoplasm
Molecular function (GO): RNA binding
Source: RefSeq, a predicted model, not a curated record